Molecule: messenger RNA, 571 nt
Organism: Thamnophis sirtalis
Lineage: Eukaryota; Metazoa; Chordata; Lepidosauria; Squamata; Natricidae
Source: RefSeq, a predicted model, not a curated record
CAUCCGGAUGCUUUUCCCAGAAAAACUUGAUGCAGACAAAAAAGGACGGCCCACUACAGCUGGAUCCAAAAUUAAGAAACAAGCCAAUGAUCUUGUGAACACCCUGAAGAAGUGUACACCUCAUUACAUCCGUUGCAUUAAGCCCAACGAGACGAAGAGGCCACGAGACUGGGAAGAGAGUCGGGUGAAGCAUCAAGUGGAGUACCUGGGACUGAAGGAGAAUAUCCGAGUCCGCCGAGCUGGAUUUGCAUAUCGCAGAAUCUUUCAUAAAUUCCUGCAAAGGACGCUCUUCCUCCUAGAGGAGAUGCGGGAACGAAAGUUUGACGGGUACGCCCGGGUCAUCCAGAAAGCGUGGCGCCGUCACAUCGCCGUCAGGAAGUAUGAGCAGAUGCGAGAAGAAGCAUCCAAUAUCCUGUACAACUUCAAAGAGAGGCGGAGAAACAGCAUCAACCGAAAUUUCAUGGGUGAUUAUCUGGGUUUAGAAGACAAACCAGAACUGCGCAAGUUUUUGGGCAGAAGGGAGAGAAUUGAUUUUGCCGAUUCAGUCACCAAGUACGACAGGCGGUUUAAG